Molecule: messenger RNA, 546 nt
Organism: Cyclocybe aegerita
Lineage: Eukaryota; Fungi; Basidiomycota; Agaricomycetes; Agaricales; Hemipholiotaceae
Source: the annotation of a GenBank genome assembly
AUGACACGUUUUAGAGAGCGACACGAGAACGCGCAUUGUUCGAAUUUGCCGCGACGAAUGCCUGAGCAACUCCAGGUGCCUCAAGCCCACGAUCCCUGCGCCAUCAUGACGCAAUUCCGCCUGCCACGGGUGUACAAGACCAAGGGUCCGCAGGGACAGCCCACCCGUCUCAUCGUGUUCGGUUUUCCGAUUAGCAGAAACUACCUCCUAGAAUUUGCCGACGCGCACAAUCUUCUACCCAACAGCCAAAGCGACGAACAACGUCGACGAGCCGCCUACAUACACAUGAGAAUUGUGGCUGAGGAACGCUUUGACGCUCAAAUAGUCGAUGUUUUGGACAUCAACGAUGGAUCUGGCAACAAUGCGUUGUUCUCCGUCGCCGUUGCUUCUAACAGAAGCAAGAGGCAUAUGAGUCGCAUGCGAACGUACCGGCACCUGGAGAAACUUGCUGAUUUCUUGCGGCUAGAUCCUGAGGCAGCCGAAUGGGCGUAUGCAGACCUAAAUGACGCUGUGGACAUGAUCAGAGCUGGCAACAGGAUUAUUUAA